GCCGUGCCCCGCUCCGGCGGCUGGGGCUGCGCUGGGAAGGGAACAGGGGGUGCCCGCGGUGCCCCACAUCCCUUUUUGGUGCCCAUUUAUGUGGGGCGGAGGGUCGGGGAUUGUCCUGCAACGUUCCAAGCGCCCAGGAGUGACCCGUCCGUGACGCUGGUGAGGAGCCCCCAGCUGCGGAGCACCGGGCACAAGCACCGACGGGGGAUCCUCGGGGACGUGGCGGCUCCACCUUGGGCCGCCCCGGCGCAGCGCGGCCAUGCCCAUCCUCAAGCAACUGGUCUCCAACUCUGCCCACUCCAAGCGGCGCUCGCGGGCCGACCUGACGGCCGAGAUGAUCAGCGCGCCCUUGGGGGACUUCCGCCACACCAUGCACGUGGGGCGGGCAGGGGACGCCUUCGGGGACACCUCCUUCCUCACCAGCAAGGCCGGGGAACCGGGGCCUGAGGCGGGUGAGGAACCGGGAGCCUCCAAACCCGGCCUCCUCUCCCGCCGUUUCCGCAGCAGCAAGCGCUCGCAGUCGGUGACGCGGGGUGACCGGCGGGACAUGCUGGGCUCGCUGCGGGACUCGGCCCUCUUCGUGAAGAAUGCCGUCUCCCUGCCCCAGCUCAACGAGAAGGAGUUGGACAGGAGCGCGGGGCAGCUGCCCAAGAGCCUCUCCUCCAGCCCCGUCAAGAAGCUGCCCGAGGAGGGGAGCCCCGAAGAGCAGCAACGUCCCAACGGGGCGGCCGCCGGGCCCCUCAGCCCCGGCUUGGAUGAGCGUGACUUCGGGGACAUCACGGAGCUGCCGGUGGUGGUGGCCAAGAGCGGGGCGGGCAUGAAGCACGCCGAGUCCAUCAUGUCCUUCCACAUCGACCUGGGGCCCUCCAUGCUCGGGGACGUCCUGAGCAUCAUGGAUAAGGAGCAGUGGGAGCAGGAUGAAGACCCCGAAGCGGAGGAGAGGCGUGAGGAGGAGGUGGAUGCCACCCUGCCCGGCUCCCCGGUGGCAGCGGUGGCCCCACCGAGCCAGAGCCCAUCCCGUGGCAGCGGUGGCCACUGCCCCAGGGACAGCAGUUCGGUGUCCAGCUGCGCCUCGGGGCUGGAGGAGCGUAGCCCCAUCCCAGGGCCACCGAGCCACCGGGGUCCCCCCAAACGCCCCGACAAGGAGUUCUCAUUCGCUGACGAAGACGACGAUGAGAUCAGAGUAUAAAAGGCGGGCGGCCGAGCCGAGGGGCCUGGUUCUCAUCUACGGUUGCUUGGACACGGGGCCGAACGCCCCGGUGCUGCGAGGGGUGGCACCGGGGAAGACUCCCCCCCUCCCUCGUUCCCUCUCCCCGUCGGACGGUGGACGCACGGCAGCAGGACUGGGCUCUGCUCCCGGGGCCAGGGACAGCCCCGACGC
Messenger RNA from Calidris pugnax (ruff), 1381 nucleotides. RefSeq names its product CDC42 effector protein (Rho GTPase binding) 4 (gene CDC42EP4). NCBI's taxonomy places the organism in Eukaryota, Metazoa, Chordata, Aves, Charadriiformes, Scolopacidae. The transcript has 2 exons. The coding region runs from base 260 to 1189 and encodes 309 amino acids. The record is from RefSeq and is a predicted model, not a curated record.